Molecule: messenger RNA, 198 nt
Organism: Penicillium subrubescens
Lineage: Eukaryota; Fungi; Ascomycota; Eurotiomycetes; Eurotiales; Aspergillaceae
Exons: 2
Coding region: 1-198 (65 amino acids)
Source: RefSeq, a predicted model, not a curated record
AUGUCAUUUUCAGCCUCGACAGCCAUGAACCAGGCCGCUAUUACCUUGUGUUAUCCUCGUGAUUUCCUCCUAUUUCAAGUCAAUAUCUUCCUCCGACUCCGCAAUCCGGGCCAGAUCUACGGCAAUCCCCUAGAUCAAGGGCUCCCAUAUGAGCUCAAUCCAACUACAGCAUUUAUUGAAUACCUGAAGGCCCAAUAA